Messenger RNA from Hyposmocoma kahamanoa, 3070 nucleotides. It is a transcript of the gene lama, whose product is annotated as putative phospholipase B-like lamina ancestor. Gene Ontology annotation, cellular component: extracellular region. Lineage: Eukaryota; Metazoa; Arthropoda; Insecta; Lepidoptera; Cosmopterigidae. The record is from RefSeq and is a predicted model, not a curated record. The transcript has 11 exons. Bases 529 to 2574 code for a protein of 681 amino acids. Gene Ontology annotation, molecular function: glycerophospholipase activity. Gene Ontology annotation, biological process: phospholipid catabolic process.
GCGCACUCGCCAUUUCAAUGUAACUGCGUGCAGACGUGUUCCUAGGGCUCAUUGUAGUUCGCAAGAAAGCCCUCAAACAGUGCCUAUUCAAAUGUAGUCCUUUUCGUGCAAAAGCCACGUGAAAGGCCUUCGAAACAACGAGACGAAAAUCCAUGCAAACACGAACAGCAGUCUACAGCAGCGGUCGACCGUCUCCCGCCGUCUUCACACAGUCCGUUCCCGAUGGGUUGAGUACGCCGACUAGAAGUGUUUGUGGUCACACCACCAACGCUGGUUAAGAGGAAAAUAGUAGAGGCAGGUGUGAAACACCAUAAAAAUACAGCUCAAAGUAGCUACGACCAAUGCAGUCGUGGAGGCCGGUAGCCGCGCUGUCUCCACAGAAACCAUAAACUGCACCAGGCCACAAAACAACUUUAAUGGUCGCUCAUCCCUUAGAGAAAAUUACCUACACGCUCUGUCACUUCAUUGUUAUUAAAUUCCUCAAUAUCUUCUUCAUCUUAUAGUCUAUAUACUUAUAUUUUAAUAAAAAUGAGCAAAAUUCUUAAAGUAGUUGGAGCCUCGUGGCUCCAAACUAAAAUUAGUUCUUAUGUCCUCGGUGUACUCGGGGUUCUUGCUAUCUUGGCGCUUUUCAUUGGACAACUUGAUAGAAUACAAGAGGACGGUAAUUACGCAGCAACAGUGUACUUUUCUGAGAAAACUGGAUACCGCAUUGAGUUCUGGGGUCAGAGUAACAAGUUGGCCGAUAUUCCACUCGGCGUCGCACGCGCAUACUUCAGAAAAGACGUUGAAACCGAUGGCUGGUACCUUCUAGAAGUAGAAACGAAUGGUGAUUACAAUGAUGAAAAUCAAUCGUACGCCGCUGGUAUUGUCGAAGGCGCUUUGACCUGGAGUUUGAUCCACACUCACCUGGAGAAUACCAUCCGUAGAAAGUGCCAAGGCGAGGCUUUAGAGAAGCAAUGCCUUGCCCUUAAGGACUACUUCGAGAAGUCAGUUAACAAAUGGAAAAAUUAUGCUGAAUCCGCAAGUGACGACCCAUAUUGGCAUCAUGUAAAUCUCUACUACACCCAAAUCAACGGGAUUUACACAGGGUGGAAAUACGGCAUCGAUCGCAGUGAGAGCGAAUAUCCAACAGACAUUUACGAAUUACACUGGCUAAACUUCAUUAGUGAAAUUCCAGAGGUCCAACGUAAAUUGAACCUUACCUUGGAAGAUUCCGCAUUAGAUUACAUAUCAGGACUGUCUAGUGCGUUCUUGAGGAUCGUCAAUGACACUUCUAGCGAUGGGACGCAGAAUAAGAAACUCUUUGUUUCUCAAAAUGCAGCUGGAAGUUAUUACACAAUGACCCGUAUUUUAAAACGGUACAAGCUGAACUAUCACCUCAAGAAUGAUGAUUCUACUCCCGUUCCCGGCAUUCAAGUGGAUUUCUCCAGUUACCCUGGGUCCGUCACCAGCCAAGAUGAGUUUUAUUUACUGCAAGGCAAAGAACAUCGUUUGGCCAUCACUGGUACAUCGCUGCGAAAUUAUAAUAACAAACUUUGGAAAGAAGUUGAUAUUAUUGAACAAUUGCCUAUCGGACCCCGAAUCACUACCGCCAACCAUCUAGCCACAAAUGUCAGCUCCUGGGCACACAAGUUAGCAUCUGACAAUUCUGGGACUGCAUGCAAGCAAUGGUUGGUCGUGGACUUCAAUGUGUUCGAUCGUCUUCACGACCAAAGCCCAAUGAAACAUCGUCAUAUGGAGAAGGAAAUUAUUACUGAAGUCAGCAUCAAUCGCGGUGUCAAACAUACAGUGCGCCACACAUCUACGGACCAUGCCAAUGGGUUGCUCUGGUUGAUCGAGCAAGUGCCUCAUCUCACGCAUGCUCAAGAUCUGACCAUCGCUUUCCUUAACCAGAGCUACUGGGCGACCUAUGGAAUACCACUAAACCAUAAUAUCUCCAAAAUAACACACGUCACAAAAAUGCAAGAACAGUAUGGUGAAAUCUUUUCAUACUGGGAAACGCCUAGAGCACUCGUAUUCAAGCAAGGUUACGAAAAUGCAAUUUCCGUCCAGAGUAUCAUCGACUUAAUGAGAGAAACUAACCUUACUGCGAUUGAUAUUAAAAACGACACUUGCAAGGAGAAUGAAGUUGAAUGCAUUAUGAAAGAGGACGGGUAUUGGUCCGUGGUGGGAGUGCGGGGGGAUAUCGUUAACAGUCAUCGCCAACCAUAUGGAGUUAUUGAUACAAAAGUUAUCAGCGGUACUACCAAUUCCCUCGAUAUGGAGUUCGUCGCGAUCUCCGGACCUCCAUACACAGAAGAAAUAAAACGACUCAACAAAACCGAAAUUAAUAAAGGCAACGUAGCAACAGUGUACACCGACCAGUUCAACAACAAGUCUACCAUCAACGGCCUGGAGAUACACAACUACGUCCAGGAACAGAAGAAACAACGCGAGCAAGACGACUUUGAACGCCUUAACAAAAACAACGUUAAGCCCUUCGUGUGGUCCGAAACUGAUUUUGACAUCGAAGCUCACGACAAAAUGCCAGACAAAUGGGCGUUCGGACUCUACAAGCCAAAUUGGUCGUGGUGAAUCUCUCAAAUUCUUAACUUAGCAAACAUAAUAAUUUAUUUGUAAUUCUCAGUCGUUUUAGAAUUUUAUAUUAAGACCGGUUUUUCCGUUUGUAAUUAGUUUUAAAGAAUCGUACGAAUCCUUGAACGCCAAGGUAAUUUUACAUCGAUACAUAGUGGUUUUUAAAGGUGUAAUGUUGCCAAAAAUGAACUACUUAUUAUUUAUAAUAAUAAAUAAAGUACUUAUUUAUUUAUUAUAUGUGACUUGUUGAACUGGUCAGAAUAAUUUACAUAGGUAACUUCCUACUCAUUGCAUAAAUAAAAUAACAAUCGUCCAAUGAAUUGCUCAUUUCGUUUUUUUAAAUUCAGUGUAUUGUGUAUUGUUUAGAAUUAUUUAUUGGAUUUAUGUUGUUCUCGUCUUUUUGUAUAUUUAUGAGUUAGUAGAAAAAAACAGCAACGUUUUGCUUCUUUUUAUUAUUGUUAGUCUCAGACACUAAAUCCAUCAUCGAUUACUUAUG